ACAGACGACUAUCCUGGCAAAGGACGCGGGUGAUUAGGACGAGUUGCCCUGGCCUGAAGGCAAAGCUAUCGUGCAUCCAUCUAGUAGCAUGUCGAGGGACCGUCAAUACAGGAGAGCACCAACGUUUUUCAUCUUCUUUCACUGCCUGGGGCUGGUGUCACACCGCACUCGUGCCUUCCUUCUUCCUCGGCAGCCAUUCCUGGGAUUUUCUCAGAAACUUGCUUGUUGGGGCUCACAUCCCCUCACGCCAUCGCGCCGGAUCUCCUCUGCUCUCCCCCUACGGGCCGCCAGUGACACAGGUCCUACAGAGGGAAAUUCUAUACCUGACCCUGUCCCUAACUCAGACAAUGGCAUAGUUGUGGAAGGCCCCAUUCGGGCAGAUGACACGGAGCGGUUUCUGGUGGACAUCAGCGUACCGGAGCCUUUGGCCGCCGAAUUGGAGGAGACGAAUUUGGUUAAAAUUGUGAAGCUAAUGUGUAAAGACGAGGAGGUAAACUGGCUAGCGUGGAAAUGCCUCGGCUACCGUUAUGUGCCUACAGAGGGUCGGUGGGACAACACCCGCGUCUUCCCCAAAUGGCGGGCACGAUACCCGGAUCCACCGGACCUUGUGGGGGUGACUCGCAUCUACGAGAAAGAGGUGGAUUUCCCGGUCAAGCGCGCGAACACGGCCCUCGUCCGCUCCGUCCCCAAGAUGUACAAGCAGUCUUUGAAAGAGCUGCUGGCUCCGUACGGUUUCAAAGGCUACAAGUUUGCGGAGCUCACGCCGAACCGGACACGGAGAGCGCAGGUCUGCAACUGGCUAUUGUAUUAUAAGCGAGACCUGUGGGGGAUUUCUUUGGAAGACUUGUUGAAAGCCAAGGAGACGGUCACGCAGGUGACGCGGGAAGGGGAAUCACCGGAGCAACUAGCAAAGAAGAUGGUUUAUUGAAAGAAUAUGGGGAGUCCUGGGGCUGGAACGAAGGGGGCGUGGUCAAGAUUAAUUUCUGAAGGUGAGGGUUUGUGAAGAGGCAAAUAUAGGAAGUGGAGAUGUUUGAGCCAGUUUUUUUAAAAUUGCCGCGAAUAACACUUAAAGGCGUUACACAUGGAGCCUUGCAUGUGAUUAAGAAUGAAAUUCAAAUUGAAUCUCUUGAGGUCUACGAAACUUUCUUACCAACAUAAAGGUGUUUCCAGUGAAUAUGUGAUGUCGAAG
Molecule: messenger RNA, 1189 nt
Organism: Nannochloropsis gaditana CCMP526
Exons: 3
Coding region: 89-928 (279 amino acids)
Source: RefSeq, a predicted model, not a curated record